Cannabis sativa is the source of this 2562-nucleotide messenger RNA. Its product is annotated as nicotinamide/nicotinic acid mononucleotide adenylyltransferase. The record is from RefSeq and is a predicted model, not a curated record. The coding region runs from base 290 to 1042 and encodes 250 amino acids. Lineage: Eukaryota; Viridiplantae; Streptophyta; Magnoliopsida; Rosales; Cannabaceae. Gene Ontology annotation, molecular function: nicotinamide-nucleotide adenylyltransferase activity; nicotinate-nucleotide adenylyltransferase activity. The transcript is spliced from 11 exons. Gene Ontology annotation, biological process: NAD+ biosynthetic process.
AAAUAUAUUUUUUAAACAAUGUGUUGUUUUUCUUUACUUUAAUUUUUCUUUUGUAGGAGUUCUUUACUUUAAUUUAAUACAUAUGAAUUGAGAAAAAAUUUUGAUAAACGACACCGUUUUAUGAAAAGAGAUGAGAUACUCCUCUUCUACCAUUAGCUGACUUAACCCAACGGCGGCGCGUCCUCACCAAUCGCCCCUCUCCGAUCUCCUCCUUGGCCUACUACCAAUACAUUUCCAGUUUCAGGUACUGCUUAGUUGAUCAGUUAAAAAAGUUUGAAUUUUGUCAGAGAUGUCUCAUUUGAAUGAAGAUUUUUUGGAUAUUCAGUUACCACUUACCAAAUUAGGUCUGCAUUUGAUUGAUAAUGAUCCAAAGGGCAAGACAUAUGUGGUUCUUGUUGCAACUGGAAGUUUCAAUCCUCCUACAUAUAUGCAUUUACGCCUCUUUGAACUAGCAAGAGAUGCACUGAAUUCGGAAGGAUUUUGUGUUAUUGGAGGUUACAUGUCACCUGUUAAUGAUGCAUACAACAAAAGGGGCCUUAUAUCUGCAGAGCAUCGAAUACAGUUGUGUGAACUCGCCUGCAAAAGUUCUGACUUUGUCAUGGUAGAUUCAUGGGAGGCAAUACAAAGUUCCUAUCAACGAACAUUAACCGUUUUAUCUAGAGUCAAAAGUGGGUUCUCUAUGUUGCAGUUGAAUCCCAAAGAAUCCCUCAAGGUCAUGAUUGUUUGCGGUUCUGAUCUACUCCAAUCUUUUGCCACUCCCGGGGUUUGGAUACCCGAGCAGGUUCGGGCCAUAUGUAGCGAGUACGGUGUGGUUUGCAUUCGUAGAGAGGGACAAGAUGUUGAGAAAAUUAUCUCAGAUAAUCAAAUUUUGAAGGAGAACAGAGGGAACAUAAAAAUUGUGGAUGAAGUUAUACCAAACCAAAUAAGUUCAUCAAGACUAAGGGAUUGUAUUUCAAGAGGUUUGUCAAUUAAAUAUUUAACUGAAGAUAAAGUGAUUGAUUACAUAAAGAAAAAUAAUCUUUACAUCAACUCAUCUUCCUAAUUAGAAUCCAAUAAUUUUAGUGUUUAUUUAUGAAUGAUUUUACAUCAUUCUAUUCAAUGCUGAAUAUUCUCAUACUGCAAUUAUUGUAUAAUAUUUUAGAUGAAUAUGAAUAUAUAUGCAUAGUUGUUGAAUUCAAAUAAAAUGGCUUUUGAAAUAUCUUUUUUAUUAUUAUUUUUUUUUUUUUAGAAUUAGAAAUAUUGUGAAAGACAUGAAAUUUAUAAGUGAACUUAAAUAACACGACAUAUAUAAUUAUAAAAAUAAAAAAUAAGCUAUAUCCACAAAAAUUAUCUUAUAGCGAAUAAAUUAUAUACACCUAGUUCGAUCGAUAAAAGAACCAUUAAUGAUUGGUGAACCUGAAAAUCCAUUUACAAUUUUUUUAGACAAAUAUUGCUUGAAUGAUUUUUUUUUCUCGUAAUUUAAAUACUUCGUAUACUACCAAAUAAAUUAUUGGACUGGAUUUGGAUCGACUCGUUCAAAUUAUGCCAUUUUAAAAUAAAAUUAAAUUACUUUUGCAUCCUUAUAUUAAUAAUCCAAAAUAAAUACACAAGAAAUCAAAUCUGAACACAAAUUACCCCAUAAAAACAACAAGAAUUUUCUCUCAACUUCUGAGAAAACUCACAAAUUAAACUUACAAGCAAGAAAAUAAAACUAAAAAACAAACAAACAAAACAUAAAUAAAACACCAAUAAUCAUGAUUAACCCAGUUAAUUAACUAAUCAAAUUAUGAUUAAUUAACUUUCUCAGUUUAUAUAUAUAUAUAUAUCAAAUUCCAAUAAUACCCUCCCUCCCCUUCUUUGGUUUUUCAUUUAUACUGACCAAAAGGAUCAUAUCCACCACCACCAGAAGACCCAGCUCCGGACCCGGGUCCAGUAUGACCCGACCCGUCUCUAAAAUACCCAUGAAUCGAGUUCUCAAACAUAGCUGGUGGAUAAGGGCCCAACUGAUACCCAGGCCCACCAGGCCCAUAAGGCCCAACAUGAAGAUGAUGACUAGGCCCAUAAUGAUCCAUAUUAGCUGAAGAGUUUCUUUUCACAUACGCCGGUUCAGGGCGGAGAGAAGAAGAUGACCUAUCAGUUUCCGACUCGCGGUGGCGCGUGAGAAAGAGCGUGAGAGGCUCAACGUAAUCAUCAAACCCUAAUUUUGCCAUAGCCCAAAGCACAUCCUCGGCGGUCACCGUCUUCCGCUGCUCGCGCUGACACCGGUCGUUGGCUUCGCCGGUGAUGAAGCUUAUGUACUCCGACACGCACUCUUGGAUCGUCUCCUUCGCGUCGUCGGAGAUCUUUGCGUGCGACGGAAGAAUCCGACGCAUGAUUCUGAUCACGUUCGCGAUCGGCAUGUACUGAUCUUGCUCGCGUAUUACGCACGUGUUUUGUACGCGUUCAUGACCUCCUCCGCCUCCGGUGAAAGCUCCGGCACCGUUGUUGUCGGUGCCGGCGCCGAUGCCAUUUUCUUCAUUGGUGUUAUUUGUUACCACUAAGCCUAAGUCUGAAAAAUACAAUAAUUUAUAUAAUAAUAAUAAC